Messenger RNA from Endocarpon pusillum Z07020, 1257 nucleotides. RefSeq lists its product as uncharacterized. Lineage: Eukaryota; Fungi; Ascomycota; Eurotiomycetes; Verrucariales; Verrucariaceae. Gene Ontology annotation, cellular component: preribosome, large subunit precursor. Gene Ontology annotation, molecular function: rRNA binding. The record is from RefSeq and is a predicted model, not a curated record. Gene Ontology annotation, biological process: rRNA processing; ribosomal large subunit assembly. The transcript has a single exon. Bases 1 to 1257 code for a protein of 418 amino acids.
AUGGUCAUUCGAAUGGGAGCUGGCGAGGUCGGGCCUAGCAUCACCCAAUUGGCCAAGGACGUGCGGGCCAUGAUGGAGCCAGACACAGCAAGUAGAUUGAAGGUUUGUUUCCCAGCUGAGAUCCAUUCAAGAGCGAAAGUGGCUCACUCUGGUGUCCAGGAGCGAAAGGCGAACAAACUUAAAGACUACAUCUCGAUGGCAGGACCGCUGGGAGUUUCCCAUCUGCUACUCUUUUCGCGUUCAAAUUCGGGCAAUACCAACCUAAGAGUCGCAUUGGCUCCUCGAGGCCCGACGCUCCAUUUUCGGGUUGACAAUUACUCGCUCUGCAAGGAUGUGACCAAAGCGCAGAAACAUCCCAGAGGAGGAGGAAAAGAAUACCAAACCGCGCCGCUGCUCGUCAUGAACAACAUGAAGACACAACAAGACGCAUCUUCAGAUCCUAUCCGCAAGCAGCUUGAAGACCUUACCACAACCAUCUUCCAAAAUAUGUUUCCCCAGAUCUCUCCUCAAACCACUCCUCUUUCCUCUAUCCACCGCAUUAUGCUUCUCAAUAGAGAGUUGUCGAACGCCGAAGACGGCACCUUCGUCCUGAACCUCCGCCACUACGCCAUUACCACAAAACAAACGGGCGUCCCGCGGAGGAUCCGGCGACUCGACCCGAAAGAGCAAAGACAACGGCAGAAAAAAGGAAGCGCCAUUCCCAAUCUUAGUCGGCUAGAGGACGUGUCGGAGUAUCUGCUUGAUCCUAGUGCUGCUGGCUUUACAUCAGCCAGCGAGACAGAAUUAGACACGGAUGCUGAAGUAGAAGUACUGGAAGCGCAGACUCGUCGAGUGUUGAGCAAGAAGCAGGUACAGAAGCUAAGAGAUGGGAAGUCGAAGGACCGAAGUAGUGGCGGGAGCAACGUGGAAAAGCGAGCAGUCAAGCUAGUCGAGCUCGGGCCGCGGAUGAAGCUUCGUUUAGUCAAGGUGGAGGAAGGGGUCUGCGAAGGAAAAGUCAUGUGGAAUGAGUUCGUUACGAAGUCGAAAGCAGAGGAGCAGGAGAUGGACCAGAAAUGGGCACAACGACGGAAGGAGAAAGAGGAGAGGAGGAAAGAGCAGCGAGCGAAUGUGGAGAGGAAAAGGCGGUUGAACGCCAACACGAGAGCUAAUUCGAAUGGCGAUAGAGCUGAAGAUGAGGAGAUGGAAGACAGAUGGGACAGCGAGGAUAGCGAUGUGGAUGAUGUGAGUUUAGAAGACGGGGCUGAUGAGGGUGAGUGA